Molecule: messenger RNA, 991 nt
Organism: Diuraphis noxia (Russian wheat aphid)
Lineage: Eukaryota; Metazoa; Arthropoda; Insecta; Hemiptera; Aphididae
Biological process (GO): developmental process; regulation of transcription by RNA polymerase II
Molecular function (GO): RNA polymerase II transcription regulatory region sequence-specific DNA binding; DNA-binding transcription factor activity, RNA polymerase II-specific; protein dimerization activity
Source: RefSeq, a predicted model, not a curated record
UGCAGAAACAUUCGGGUCCGACUAUAAUAUACGACGAGUGUUGUACAUCACGAUCGCACGCCAAAACUCCGAAGAAGUCACUCAAAAUCAAUUUUUUCUUCGGGACUUUGGUGUCAUUAUAGUCAUUUUAAAGUCGUAGAAUAGUUUCCCCGUUUGUGUAAAAUCCGUGUCUCCUAGUAAAAAACUGUGCUGAUCUUCGCGUCCGCGUGACAUGGCGAGUGAUAUAAUCAACUAUUCUUCUCGACACUAUCAACCGAAUUAUUCAGUGAAGCAAGAAUUGACGACGGCCCUCGGUGUAGCGGCCACGCCAUCGUCGUCGGCUGGGCUCGGCGACGGGCGUUACGUCGUCCAGGACCUUUCGUCGUCGGCGCCAUCCUACUGGAUGCCGGGUGCGGAACAACAGCAGCUGGUGACAUGCGUUGUCGGUCACCCGAUCGGUAGCACCGCGUCGUCUUCGUCGUCGUUUGUAGACGAUGAAUCCACAUCGUACGAGGACAUUACGUACAAUUACGGACCGUCGUCAGUGGCCGCGCUGCAGGCCGCAACCGCAGCCGCGGCUGCUGUGGCCAAUUGCGACUACGGUGGCAUUUACGGUCAUCAACAACAGCAACAGCAGCAGUCGUUGCUGCAGUACGGCAACGUCGGUUACUACGAUGGUGGUAGCGGCGGUUACCACCAGCUCGKCCACUUGCAGGGCUACGACGAAAAGCCGRCGGCAUACGACAAUAACAACGCGGCUGAUGUUUGCGACAUGAAUUCCGCAGUGACGGCCGCCUCGGUGGCUGUCGCUUACGGCGAUCCGUACGUCACGACCAUUGUGCCACAACUCGAUCGACAGUCACUCACKCCACAGGUACGCACUCAUUUAAUAUUAUAUCUUCAUAAGUGGGCUGCUACAGUGCUACCUAUUAUCCUUUUAUUGAAUUCCAAAUCUAAAAAUCAACAAAAUUCUGUUCCAAAUCAAAUCUUGAAUUUAGCUCAUUCAAAAUAA